CCCCGGCCCUGCCCGUGGCGGCCUCCGUGCCCCCACGGGGGUUUAUUUGAUCUCCCAUUAACCGAGGAGGAGAAUGUGAGGAAGGGGGAAAAUGCCCCGGAGGAAGCAGGAGCAGCCCCAGCGCCUUCCCUCACAUGUUAGUAGGCAGGACGAGGCCGAGGCGGAGCUCAGCGAAGGUGAAGCCUGGUAUGGAAACUCGUCAGAGACGCCGUCAGAAGCCUCCUAUGGCGAAGUCCAGGAGAACUAUAAGCUGUGCCUGGAGGACCCGAUCCAAGAGCAGUCCACGUCCCCAGACACCUCCCUGGGGAGCGCCACCCCCAGGAGCCACACGCUGGAGCUGGUGGCCCUGGACGGGGAGGUCCUGCGAGACUCGCUGCCCUGCCAAGACCACCUGUCCCCCGGAGUGUCUUCUUUGUGUGACGAUGAGCCCCCGGGCUCCAACAAACCCCUGAGCAGCAACUUGAGGCGGCUGCUCGAGGCUGGUUCUCUCAAACUGGAUGCCACAGUCCCGGCCAAUGGCAGAGUGGAGUCGCCCGUGAACGCGGGCUCCAACCUGUCCUUCUCCUCGCCCUCUCAUCAUGCCCAGCAGCUCAGUGUCCUGGCCAGGAAGCUGGCCGAGAAGCAGGACCAGAACGACCAAUACACUCCAAGUAGCCGUUUUCUCUGGAAUCAAGGUAAGUGGUUGUCCACGUCAACCACCGCCUGCGGCCUGUCCCCAGACUCGGCCAUCCUCAAGCUGAAAGCCGCAGCCAACGCCGUUCUGCAGGACAAGUCGCUCUCCAGGACGGAGGACACCGUGCGAUUCGAGUCCUUUUCCUCCCCCUUUAGCUCCCAAUCUGCCAGUUCCACCUUGGCAGCGUUAUCCAAGAAGGUCAGCGAGAGAAGUUUGACUCCUGGUCAGGAGCAUCCUCCUCCGGCCAGCUCUUUCCUUUCGCUGGCUUCGAUGACCUCCUCGGCCGCCCUCCUGAAAGAGGUGGCCGCCAGGGCCGCUGGCACCCUCCUGGCCGAGAAGUCCUCCUUGUUGCCUGACGAUUCUCUGCCACCACCGCCUUCUGAGAAGAAGCCAGAGAAAGUCAGCCCCCCGCCGCCGCCCCCACCCCCGCCCCCCGCGACGCAGUCCCUGGAAUUGCUGUUACUUCCAGUUCCUAAAGGAAGAGUCUCCAAGCCUUCCAAUUCAGCCUCAGAAGAAGAAAGCGGGAAGCCUUUCCAGUGUCCAAUAUGUGGUUUGGUUAUUAAAAGGAAGAGUUACUGGAAGCGGCACAUGGUGAUUCACACAGGUUUAAAAAGUCAUCAGUGCCCGCUCUGCCCAUUCCGGUGUGCUCGCAAGGACAAUCUCAAAUCCCACAUGAAGGUUCACCAGCACCAGGACCGCGGCGAGACCUUCCAGUGCCAGCUGUGCCCGUUCACCUCCUCCCGCCACUUCAGCCUGAAGCUGCACAUGCGCUGCCACCAGCACUUCCUGCGCACGGAAGCCAAGGUGAAGGAGGAGGCCCCAGACCCCGAAGUCAGUGACAGAGGCUGCGCGGGGCGGCCCGGGGAAGGCGCGGGGCCCGAGCUAGUGGGGGCCGCCGCCGCGCCCAGCCCCGCAGAGAGGACUCCCCCCGGCGGGGCCGGCCCCCCGCCCUCGCUGGUGAAGGAGGAGCCCAAGGAAGAGAACGGCCUGCCCGCCUCCUUCCCCGCGAGCGCCGACGACAGGCCCGCCAGCCUCUUAAAGCCGACAGACCCCUCCGAGUUCGCGGCCGGCCCCGCCGCCGCCCUGUUCAGCCAGGACAUCUCUGUUAAGAUGGCGUCCGAUUUUCUCAUGAAGCUGUCAGCUGCAAAUCAGAAGGAGCCCAUGAAUCUUAAUUUUAAAGUGAAAGAGGAACCCAAGGAAGAAGAGCCCCUCAACACCCCUUUGCCUCGAUCCAGCUAUGUGUUCAGCCCAGAAUCUGAAGUGGCAUCCCCAAGUAUCUCAGAGGAUACCCUAAAGACCCAGGAAGGGAAGGGGAGCGGACUCCGGAGGGACGUGUCGAUCAAAGCUGCUUCAGAACUUCUCAUGAAACUCUCAGCGGAGAGCUACAAGGACACGCAGACGGUGACAGUUAAGGAAGAGCCCAUGGAGGUGGACCUGCAGGACUCGCAGGUCUCCAUCUCACCCAGCCGGAACGUUGGCUACAGCUCCUUAAUCGGGCGAGAGAAAACUGAGCCCUUGCAGAAGAUGCCAGAAGGCAGGGUAGCCCCAGAGAGAAACCUCUUCAGCCAGGACAUCUCUGUGAAGAUGGCCUCUGAGCUUCUCUUUCAACUGUCAGAAAAAGUGAGCAAAGAGCACAAUCACACGAAGGAGAACACUAUCCGGACGAGCAGCAGCCCUUUCUUUACAGAAGACACAUUUAGACAAUCACCGUUCACCUCCAAUCCGAAAGAUCUGCUACCCAGCGAACCUGCGCUUCACGGAAGAAUACCAGCGCCAGAAACAGAAAAGAUCGUCCUGGAGGCUGGAAAUGGAUUGCCAUCCUGGAAGUUCAAUGACCAGCUCUUUCCCUGUGACGUGUGUGGGAAAGUGUUUGGCCGACAGCAGACGCUGUCCCGACACCUCUCGCUGCACACAGAGGAAAGAAAAUACAAAUGUCACCUGUGCCCCUAUGCUGCUAAGUGCCGUGCGAACCUGAACCAGCACCUGACCGUCCACUCGGUGAAGCUGGUCAGCACCGAUGCCGAGGACAUUGUCAGUGCCGUCACCUCAGAAGGCGGGGAUGGGAAGAGACACCCGUAUUAUUACAGCUGUCACGUAUGUGGAUUUGAGACUGAGCUCAAUGUCCAGUUUGUCAGCCACAUGUCGCUCCACGUGGACAAGGAACAGUGGAUGUUCUCCAUCUGCUGCACGGCCUGCGACUUCGUCACCAUGGAGGAGGCAGACAUCAAGGCCCACAUUGGCUCCAAGCACACAGGGGAAGACAGGAAGACCCCCAGCGAAUCAAACAGCCCUUCCUCGUCUUCCCUCUCAGCGCUGAGUGAUUCCGCCAACAGCAAAGACGACUCCGAUGGCUCCCAGAAAAACAAGGGUGGGAACAACUUGCUGGUCAUCUCUGUUGUGCCUGGGAGCCAACCCCCACUGAAUAGUGAGGAAAAGCCAGAGAAAGGGUUCGAAUGCGUUUUUUGCAACUUUGUCUGCAAGACGAAGAAUAUGUUUGAGCGCCAUCUUCAGAUACACCUCAUCACCCGGAUGUUUGAGUGUGACGUGUGCCACAAGUUCAUGAAGACCCCUGAGCAGCUGUUGGAACAUAAGAAAUGCCACACUGUCCCCACUGGUGGGCUCAACUCAGGACAGUGGUGAGUUUCAGACUCCUCUAGGUGCCCAUUCUGCAUUUAUUCCACCAACCGCCCCGCUGCCAUGGAGUGCCACCUCAAGACCCACUACAAGAUGGAGUACAAGU
Dipodomys spectabilis (banner-tailed kangaroo rat) is the source of this 3413-nucleotide messenger RNA. It is a transcript of the gene Znf827, whose product is annotated as zinc finger protein 827. Gene Ontology annotation, biological process: regulation of gene expression. Gene Ontology annotation, cellular component: nucleus. The record is from RefSeq and is a predicted model, not a curated record. The coding region runs from base 92 to 3313 and encodes 1073 amino acids. The transcript has 15 exons. NCBI's taxonomy places the organism in Eukaryota, Metazoa, Chordata, Mammalia, Rodentia, Heteromyidae.